Molecule: messenger RNA, 7339 nt
Organism: Hippocampus comes (tiger tail seahorse)
Lineage: Eukaryota; Metazoa; Chordata; Actinopteri; Syngnathiformes; Syngnathidae
Gene: frmpd1a
Product: FERM and PDZ domain containing 1a
Exons: 16
Coding region: 346-6546 (2066 amino acids)
Cellular component (GO): cytoskeleton
Molecular function (GO): protein binding
Source: RefSeq, a predicted model, not a curated record
GUGCACGCGCCUCACCUUUCAGCGUCGCGCGCUGUCCCGCUGUUGGUAACGUGCGUCCUUUGCGUUAACAUGGAGGAUUGCCUUCGGCGACUGUAGAAUGAUAGUUUUUCAUUUUGAAAUCUACUUGUCUUUAUUUUGUGGUCGUUAUUAUUUCGCGUUCGGGAUAGUGUGAACCACGCCGCACCAUCUCCACCCCCCGCGCUUACUGGAGGGGAUUAGAAACACAAACCCUCACGGGAAUGAAGACUGGUCCUCCACAGCAGAAUGAUGGAUGGAGAAAUAGCAGGAUGGGACUUUAAGUGGCUCCCACAUGGAGCCCUGACACAAAGGGCUGAGAGCAGGUAAAUGGAACUGCAGGACAGGAGUCGCUCCCCGUCCCGCAGGACCAGCAGGGUGGAGCAGGUGGUGGGCAGAUGGCUGAGACGUUCCCGAGAUUUGGGCAGCAGGUCUUUGAGCAGAGACAGAGUUGCAAUAGAUGGGAGACCGGCAGAGUCCGUUUGCACAGAGAGGAGGAACUAUCCUUUCCGCUUGAAUGUUUUGAUCCAAAAGGACCCAAAGUUCAAAUCUCAUGGCCUCACCCUUUCUUCCCAGCCACCUAUCUUGGUACAAGAGGUCACCCAAGGCGGUCCUGCAGAUGGCCGGCUCUUCCCUGGCGACCAGCUUGUGAAGAUCAAUAAUGUUGCUGUCGAUGACUUGACCCCUGAGCAAGCUGCUGAAAUUAUCAGAGAGUGUCAAGAGUCAUUGUCUGUGACUAUACUCAGAACAAUGCUGGGUCCUAAGUCAUCAUUUAUCACGGCUGAAAAGAGGGCGAAGCUCAAGUCCAAUCCUGUAAAAGUUCACUUUGCUGAGGAGGUGGAGGUUAAUGGCCACUCUCAGGGCAAUUCGCUGCUAUUCCUGCCUAAUGUCCUGAAGGUGUAUCUGGAGAAUGGGCAGACCAAGGCCUUUAAAUUUGAACCCAGCACGACAGUCAAGGAUAUUGUGAUGACGCUGAAGGAAAAACUUUCUCUGAGAAAUAUUGAACAUUUCUCCCUGGUGCUCGAGCAACUAUACAGUGUCACGAAACUACUUCUACUACAUGAUGAGGAGAAGAUCCAACAGGUGGUCCAGAAGAAGGAGUCCCGUGACUUCAGAUGUCUAUUCCGUGUUUGCUUCAUUCCAAAACUACCUGAGACUCUGCUACAAGACGAUCAGACUGCCUUUGAGUACCUUUACCUGCAGGGAGUGAAUGAUGUCCUGCAAGAGCGUUUUGCUGUGGAAAUGAGGUGUAACACCGCGCUGCGACUUGCCGCCCUGCACAUCCAGGAGAGGCUGGCAAGCUGUGGACUGUCCCCGAAGACGAGCCUGAAGAUAGUCACUAAGACGUGGGGCAUCGACAACUUUGUUUCAUCCACGUUGCUGAGAAACAUGCGAGAAAAAGAUUUGAUGAAGGCCAUUAGCUUUCAGCUGAAGAAGAGCCAAUCCCAAUAUGAUUCCAAACAGAGGGGCCUGACAGUCAACCAAGCACGCAUAAAUUACCUGGAAGAGCUGAGUGAGCUCAAGUCUUAUGGUGGGAAAUCUUUUAGCGCAACUAUGAUGCUCCAGGACAGAGAGUCCACAGUGACACUGUUGGUGGGUGCCCGUUAUGGAGUGAGUCAGGUGAUCAACCACAAACUUAGCAUCCUGUCCACCCUCACAGAAUUUAACAGCAUCACACGCCUCGAGCUCGUUCCUGAGUCCGACAAGGUCAGCUUGGUUAAAAUAUACCUGCAGGAUGUUAUGCCCAUAACACUACUACUGGAGACAGUUGCAGCGAAGGAUAUGUCAUGCCUAAUCGCGGGAUACUGUCGAGUAUUUGUUGACCCCAAUAUCAACAUCUUUCCCUGGAUGGACAUCCCAAAAAAGCACAGAGUGUCCGCUGAAGAAGGUUAUGUUUCACGUUGUGGGAGCGACUCUGACCACUCAUCUGACUUAGACAUGGAGUCGCCUGUCACCCAUCCGUCUUUCAAUGCCAAACGCCGCCGACGUGUUGGCUCCUCUUCAGACCCAGAGGCAAGGAAAAGACGAGAAGGGCGCGCCAGGAAAAACAAGUAUGACAGUGAAUGUAGGAAUAACAAAUCAUCUGACAAGAGGCAAAAAGAAGAGAGCGCUGCUAACACAGAAAAAGAAAGUCAUCGACUUGAGUGUGAGAAUGAGGACAAACUGCUUAAGGACAAAGAAGCCCAAAGUAUUGGCCAUGCAGACAAGGAUUGUAUGAAACUUGAAAAUGAGAUGCAGGAAACUAAGUUGGAAAGUGGGGUAGCCGAAGACCAGCUUUCAUCAGAUUCAUGUCAUACCGACUCUCGGAUUGUUACCAGCCCUUCCAGUGACUCCCUUGACCUCCUGGAGGAAGACGACUUGAUUUCAUGCUCCUCUUCCUCCAUGCAUCCAAUUGUUUCAGCACAAAAUCAUGCUCAAAUCUAUUCAACCCUUGAAAUUCACCCCUACGCUCACAACCACUCGAAGGCCAACUUACUUGUUCCUCCACCUGCUCAUUCCCAUCCUCUCCUUCACGUCACAUCUUACAAUAGCGAUGAAGGGGGCAACAGAAGGCCCGCUGACAUAGUUGAUCCCCAACACUUUGAAGCUGCCCCCACCGCUCUUGACAUUGACCUUACCAAUCAGUCCGCCAGCUGUUACACUGAAGACGACAUAUGCUUCGCUGAGCUCUCUCGUCUUGUGGACCUCCUCCCGAGCCCUCCGGAGGCCAGCGAUGAUGAUGAUGAGGAUGAAGAAAAGGACUUGAGGAAAAGGAGAAAUAAGCUGAAUGACAACAAGGAGGAUAGACGAAUAUGUGAAGUAACACAAACAAGCAGGAAGAGCAGUUUUAGGGGACACCCACAGUCCCCAUCCUUGUCCUCGGCCUCUUCCCACUCAGACUUUGUGUUCAACUUUGACCAGAGAGAUGCCAGCUGCUACUACAAACUCUGCUCCAACAUCACACCUGACAGUGCUCGCAGCCUUUCCCGGCCUGCGAAAGAAACACGGAGAGGAGACGGGAAGAGGACGGAGGUCGAAAGCCAUCAAGCUCAUGAACUGCGGUCAGCUCCCAUCCUACAGCCACCACCUGGCUUUGGAGACAGCAGCUCUGAUGAGGAGUUCUUUGAUGCCAGAGAUGGCUUCACUUCACCUGAUGACACAGUUCCAGGCAUGGAGCUCAAAGAUAAUUAUACUGAGAUGAAAAUGGAUGGUGCCAACUCCCUCAAUCUUAGUGACAUCACAGUCUCUGUGGGAGAUGCAAAGAAAGAUAGAAAAUCAGAAGAGCAACUCCAAAAAUGGGACAAGGAGGAAUGUGGCAAAAAAGCAUUUGAUGAGCUGAGAAAAAGAUCCCGUAAGCGUCGUUCCUUCAUGGAAACAGAUUAUACCUCCAGGGUGUCAUAUCCAGAACCCAAACCACCAUCGAUGCAGGACCGGGUCCAUUCCAUGCUCAGUAAAAACAUUGUGGCCAAAGGUAGUGAUGCCCAUACACUGAGUUCUGAGCCUGAACCUUCAGAACAAACCGAUAACCCAAGUCCUACUGUCUUCUCUUUGACUUACUCUGAAGGGGAACCAGUACAGCUUGAGUCAAAACCCAUUCCCUCCAAUAGUGGAACCAACGAGCAAACUCUAGAUACUUUGGCAACAGGAACCAGGAACAGGAAACGUGAAAUGGAGAUGGAACCUGAUGCAAUGGAAUCAAAAUCUCUCACAGAUCACAUUAGGAUAGCAGCUCCUUCUAUCACUGUUGUGCGUUGUCGUGUAGAUCUAGAUGUCAGGGAGAGUUCUGAGGGGGAGGGUAGAGGUGAAAGACCAGAGAUAGAAAGAGGUCAGGAGAGAGUGGAAGAGAGAAAAAAAGAGGAAGAUCAGGAGCAAAGUGUGACAGGGAAUGGACCAUUCACUUCAGAUACGUUCUCAGUGAAGGUUACUGAGGACAAAGACAAUUCAAAAGGACCAAUUAACUGCAGUGAAGGUGAGGGCAAAGCUCUCACAUUGACUUCAUGGCUGGUAGAGUUGAAUAACAAGGGUGCCCACCAGAUUGCCCCUGUUCACAAUUCGCACGCAGAAGAUGAAAUGCCUGAAGAUGACUCAACACUUGAAUCAUUUUGCCCCCCACCGCCUCCACCAUCAUCCCCUCUGACUCCAUUGCCUCUUUGUCACAAAUCCCAAAGCUUACAUAGAGAAUGCACAGGAACCUCUACCGAAAUAUCCUCAUCCAACUCUGAGGAGGAACCAAACCAAGUCAACAACUCACAAUUACAUUUAGAAAUCACGAAAAAUGAAGAUGAACCUACUGAUGUGAUUACAUUGGCUACAACUGCUAGUGAUGAGGUUACGGACAGCAUAAAUUCUGAUGUUUUUGAUGAUGAUGACUUGACAAAUACUGAUAUUGAAAAAGAUGUUGACAGACAUGACUGGUCAACAGAUUUAACUUGCAGCACGGGUGCCAUUUCAUCUACAGGAAGGGAUCAAUCUGAGAUGAGCAUUAAAUGUCUCAACAAUUCAACUACUGUAGCCCAUACAAAAAGUAAUCCUCAUUCUGAAUACUCACACACUAUAAACUCCAUCACAACUCAGCUUGGAGUUGCAACAAGUGUCCCUACAUCCCCUACAUUUACUUCAGGGGAUGGAUUGAAAACUGAGAUUUUAAAUGCUCUAUAUAUGACUCCUGUUGUCGAUACAAGUGCUUCUCCAAGUGCUUCUCCAAGUGCUGAUUCUAGCUCACUUCAAGCGAACACUGCCAUGACCCAUGAGCUUGCCAAAGAGCCUCCUCUGCCAACUCAUUUCAUCUUCCAGUCCUGUUCCCCUAGCAUCAUGGGCCGUUUGUCUGCCUCCACACUUCGAGGAAAGAUUCAAAAGUUGCCUCUUUAUUUAUCACGUUCCCAAGAGACCCUGAACCGAGUCGGGUGGGAGAAUGAAGCCCAAAGUCCUAUAAGGGACAGCAAGGCGAACAUUCCAAGUUCGCACAUUGUAAAAAACAAUCAUGAUGUCACAGAAAUCACAGAGACAAGAGCUACAGAGACAGAGGUAGUGGAGUCAGAUGAUUCCGAUAUAACUGUUACCGGAUCUGAGGUAGAGUGUGAAUUCUUUGUUGAAACAGCCUCAGCCUCUAACUCUAGUUUCGUGUCAGAAGUUAAGGAAACACCUACAAAGAUGUUAGUAGACCAUGAAAGUACAUCCUUACCUGUCCAAGUCGAACGUGAACCACAGCAUAAACUUCUCCUUGAAGCCGACAUGAACACUCUGCGGCCAAUAACAGAGCCCCCAGUUUCCAUCCUCAGUAGCCUCCGAAGAGAUUCUACAGGCCUUACGAUGGACACUCCUGGUCCUAUAAUCAUACCCCCAGAGUCAAAGAUGAAAGAUACCACCCCCGGUGAAAGCACUCCAGGUUAUAAAGUAAGUACUCGGUCAACCCACAGCCCUCUUCCGAUGGUGGUGACUACACAAAAUCUAAAUGGGCCUGGUCUACAUUUUCAUACUCAGUCACAAAUUGCACAACGGACCAGUACUGACAGGCCCUUGAUGGGUCUUUGUAGCCCAGCAGAACAAACAAUGGAGUCAUCGUACCCACUUUCUUCAGGCUGUAAUGUGUUUACCUUCUGGGAAGAACCACCCCAAGUAUCAUCAGAGUUAGGGAGUACUCUAAACUUGAAAACGGAGCUUGGGUGCACUUCUGUGCUAACAUCUAAGUGUGAGUCAGUAGUCGAGGGAUUAAAUAUGGAUGCUUGUGGUUGCCCAGCAGUCUACACCAACUGCUUCAACAGAGAGGGAAGCUUUGAAGAGGACUUGACCGUCUAUGAGUUCUCAUGCCAGGGCAGUGGUGAAACGCAAAAUUCAAGAUUACCCCUUCCACUUAUGAACGAUCCUCAAACAUCAUCCUUUCUUACAUCUUCUUCCACACACUCUUCCCCCUAUCCACACAUUCAACCCUCCUCCCCAACGUCUGAGCUCAGUCCCCUCCUCUCACCACUAUCCGAUGCAGAGUAUCUCCACACUCAAACACAAAAAGACACCAUUAAUCGCCUUAGAAAGCAACGUUACCCAGAACCGCCCACUGGGUUCCAAGUUUUACGUGCGGACGUAGACCAGCUCCUUUCUGUCCUGGAAAAUAGCAGUGCUGACCGUUCUGUAGUUGGUCGAGGAGGUUGCCACCCAAGAGAAAUGUGUGCUUCCCACUUUACAGAGAACAAGCAAGUACUCCAAACCGAGGCAAGGCGAUUGACGACAUGCUGCCAAAAGGUGGUGGCCAUCGACCAGAGUCCAGAGAAAAUGCUCAACUCUCUGGCUGAUAGUUUCCGGACUCUAGUGGAGUUGGCGGGAGCAUGCAUAUGGUUUUCGAGUUGUGACAGGUGUCAGCGGAGGAAUGCAGAAGCAGUUGCCGGUCUGCAAGAUGUGGCACGCUCAUUCAGGGACUUCUGUCUGGCAGCUGAGCGAGCCGGCAGAAAGCAUAGCUGCCAUGACCUGAGCACCAAACUGUUAGCUAAACAGUGCACUGCCCUCACUGCAUCUGUCUUCUGCCUGACUCAAAUCUUCCGUACUCUCACUGCACUUUGAGGUGGUAACAACCGCUGGUGCAAAACCUCAGCUGGCAUGGAAUGGAAAUGUGCAUGUGUUUACUGACUGUAUGAUUUGCACAGACCCAACAGUCUGCCAGUAACCCACCUGCAACCUGCCUAAACAAAUCUGCUUGCAUUACAGUGUAGAUUUGUAAUUGAAUGUAUGCUGUAUUAUUUCUAUCAAAUAAUUCAUCUGAUGAACGUUACUACAGUGUUUUAUAGAGUAAGUAAGGGAUGUAAAGCACAUGUGUCAAACUCAAGGCCCGGGGGCCAGAUCCGGCCCGCCACAUCAUUUUAUGUGGUCCACAAAGGCAAAUCACGUGCCUCGACUUCAUGUUUCUUCCUAGCAAAAUGGGUCAUCGUUUUCAAGUCGAAUGUUACAAUAUUGCGUUGUUUUUUUUGGUUUUUUUUUUUGUUACCAAACACACUUUUAAAAUGAGUUGAAAAGUAGCUGAACAAAGUUGUUUUCCUGGAUUGUAAUUUUAAAGCUAGUUAUCCAUCAGUUUGUUGUGUAUAUGGAAUAAUAUGAGGUAAUUAUACAUUUAUUCACACUCAUAAUGGUCCGCCGAGGGAACCCAAAACUAUGACAAAAAUUUGUUUGACACCCCUGAUAAGUAUAAGAACAUAGUUGUAAUUGUAAUACAUAGCUUUACUCUCAGGAGUUUUGGCUUGCGGCAGUGGUCGCCUUUUACUUUUGUUGCCCUGAGAUCCAAAAUACUGUCGAAAUUUAGACAAUCUAAUAAAACAAAUGCUGCUUCACAAAAUUUAAAAAUUACACGAUUGGAUGUUUG